Molecule: messenger RNA, 1318 nt
Organism: Camponotus floridanus (Florida carpenter ant)
Lineage: Eukaryota; Metazoa; Arthropoda; Insecta; Hymenoptera; Formicidae
Product: microtubule-associated protein 10-like
Exons: 3
Coding region: 1-852 (283 amino acids)
Biological process (GO): cytoplasmic microtubule organization; positive regulation of cytokinesis; mitotic spindle midzone assembly
Cellular component (GO): mitotic spindle midzone; centrosome; cytoplasmic microtubule
Molecular function (GO): microtubule binding
Source: RefSeq, a predicted model, not a curated record
AUGGAAAACAUAAUAAAAGGAGAACAGCUAUUUUUGAUGGAGUUUUUAGUGGACAAAGUCAAUAUUCCUGCGAUACGGGCAAUACAUAAAGAGAUCUUGCCGGCGAAAACAUGCAUCUCGUUUCAAAUAUUGGAUUUGCCCCCUCUUAAUAUUUAUCAAGAAUCACCAACGGAAGCUUGCGCCUGCAUCGAUAAAGGACCGCAAGUCUUCAAAAAGGGCAAAUCUUGCCUAUUCGCUCUUGCAAACGUUGUUUUGCAAAAACCAUUGUGCAGUUUUCUCGUAACAAUGUCCGUUUACAAGGAAUUGCCACCAGGAGUCUUGCCAGAUGUGAUGUUAAUCGGUACUCAUCAGAUUCAAGUUCGCGAUCUUAUAAACUCGCUAUUGAGCCAGCAGAUCUUCCAGAUCGCCUGCAAACCGAAAAUCAAGGAUACUUUUAAGAUUACCACGGCAACAGGACAAUGCGUGGGCCAAGUCACGGUUUUUAUCCGCGCCUCGUGCUUCGGCAGGAAGAUCGUCACGCAAUUUCAAAUUCCACACGAUAGAAAACCUUACCUCUUUAAGGGCGCCGAUGACGGUCCUGUGUUUCAAUGCAAGAGGAUAACUUCCGCUUCGGACAGAGAAGGGACGAAGUGUGCGUGUCCUCCGAAAAAAACUGGCGACGGCAGCGGAGAGGCUGCGAGGAUCUGCUGUCCGCGAAAGGAACGACUGGAAGAUAUCGAGAGGCUCGAGUGUUCACCGUGCUGUCGCGGUAUUCGAGACAGGAGCAAGGAAACUAUCCGGAAGUGUGGUUGCGUCGUCAAGAAAGACCGGACUUGCAGCUGCGUCCGAACGAACGUCAGACGCUGGAAAUGAAUAGGAGAAUUGCUCGCGGAACGCUUUUCAAGGAUCAACAAGCUAAAGACAUAUUCGAGCGAGUGGCUAUCGAUCCUGGUGACCGUCUCGAUUCUUAACCAACUUCCGCGCGCGCUCCUGCGUAUUUAGAUCUCCGUUUAUUCCUGGCCGGCGUCACGGGGAAAGCGACACGAUGGCGCGAUGCCAGGGGGAUGCGACCACGGGAGGAAGGGAGGCCCGGGUCGACGACACCGGGUUGCCGCCGCGCUCACCCCGCCAACCCCUUAUCCAUCGUCGCCGCGGGGUGCUAGGCCGAUAUUGUCGCGUCUGCGCGAUGAACAACAGUUGGGAGACUGUCUAGUCGGGCCGGACGGCUUCGCGACAGAGUCGUGCCGCCGUGCGGCGUCGGGGGACGCGCGUUAACCCCUCGCCAACCUCGAUAAAGACGCCUGGCCGAGGUGUUGACGACACCCCGGCGACGACAACG